Messenger RNA from Trichoplax adhaerens, 2205 nucleotides. RefSeq lists its product as uncharacterized. The transcript has 12 exons. Bases 1 to 2205 code for a protein of 734 amino acids. NCBI's taxonomy places the organism in Eukaryota, Metazoa, Placozoa, Uniplacotomia, Trichoplacea, Trichoplacidae. The record is from RefSeq and is a predicted model, not a curated record. Gene Ontology annotation, biological process: regulation of DNA-templated transcription. Gene Ontology annotation, molecular function: zinc ion binding; DNA-binding transcription factor activity, RNA polymerase II-specific; RNA polymerase II transcription regulatory region sequence-specific DNA binding. Gene Ontology annotation, cellular component: nucleus.
AUGCAACAAGCGGAAGAAAAACUACGACGAAAACAAGAUCAAUUCAAUCAAAAUGCGGCUACUAUCAUCAAUGAAUUAAGUAAAAAUCAACCGUUGGAAUCGUCCUCUGAAGAAGAAGACUUGGACGAUACCACCAUUAUUCAUCAAUUAUUUGUACGCUAUGGCGAUCAUCAGCAAGAAAUGGACAAAAUGAUCCAAUAUUUUCAAAGUUGUUGCCGUAGUGGCAGUAUGACUUGCUUGAUUUGCAUCGGUGGUGUUCGCCAUCAAGACGCCAUUUGGACAUGUCGAUUAUGCCAAUGCAUCUUUCAUUUGGCAUGCAUUGCUAAAUGGUCCAAAGAAGGUUCCGUCCAUGUCAAGCCACAAUUGUCAGCACUCUUAUUUCCACAACAAGAGACAAAAUGGUUAUGCCCCAACUGUCGUGGCGAAUAUACAGCCAAGGAUUAUCCAACCAAAUAUUAUUGUUAUUGCGGUAAAACUAUUGAUCCUAAAUUCAAUCCCUGGCUCGUACCUCACUCUUGUGGUAACCUAUGCGAGCGUCUUCUACAGCCUGAAUGCGGUCAUCGAUGCCAAUUACUCUGCCAUCCUGGCCCUUGUCCUCCAUGCCCACAAAUGGUAAAGUCUACAUGUUACUGUGGUCAAGGGGGAACAACAAUUCGAAGAUGUGGACGUCAAGAAUGGAGCUGCGGUCGGCCGUGCAAUAAAAUGUUAACAUGUAAUAAGCAUAAAUGCGCUCGAUUCUGUCAUUCAGGCGAGUGUCUGAAAUGUGAUGAAGUAGUGGAAAGAUCAUGUCGUUGUGGUAAAGAAGUUGCACAUAGACCUUGUGAUGAAACCGAUUGGCAGUGUGAUAAGAUUUGUAAUAAGGUUCUUUCUUGCGGAUUCCAUCGUUGUGAACGAAUAUGCCACGAUAAUGCAUGCGGCAAUUGUCCACGUUCAGGAGAGCGGAGUUGUCCUUGUGGCAAAUCAAAAUUUAAUCUGCCGUGCACAGACGAUGUUCCAUCAUGUGGUGAUACCUGUGGUAAAAUCUUAGCAUGUGGUAAACAUAAAUGUACUGACAGAUGCCAUCAUGGAGAUUGCUAUAAAUGUCGACAAAUGGUCACUAAAAUGUGCAGAUGUGGAAAACAUCAGAAAAGCCUACAAUGUCGUUUAGAUUUUACAUGUGAAUCAAGAUGCCAAAUCCUAAGAGAUUGCGGCAGGCACCAAUGUAAUAAAAGGUGUUGUACUGGUAAUUGCCCUCCUUGUGAACAGACUUGUGGCCGAACCUUGGGUUGUGGUAACCAUAAAUGUCAGACCAGAUGUCACAGUGGACGGUGCUAUCCAUGUCCGCAGACUGUCGAUGUUAAAUGUUAUUGUCAAGCAACUGCCGUCACUGUUCCUUGCGGGCGCGAAAAAUACAUCGAUCCCCCGAAAUGCAAAGAACUGUGCCGUAUUCCACCAAAAUGUCAUCAUGAAAAGCGCGAACCGCACUUAUGCCAUUACGGAGAAUGUCCUCCAUGUCGACAAAUAUGUAACUUAAUAUUAAAAGACUGUGAACACUAUUGCCCUGAAAUUUGCCAUACCGCUGUUGCCAUAGUGCAGAAAAUGACAGCGUUACAGAUUACACGCCUAAAAAAAGGCGAAAAGCCAGUAACUCAAUACAAAAGUAAGCCUUGCCUUCCUUGUGUUGUGCCAAUAGAUCGGAAAUGCUUAGGAGAACAUGAGAUCCAAUCGUUUCCAUGCCAUCAGCUCAGACCAUAUUCGUGCGGUCGGCUAUGCGGGCGAAGCCUACAAUGCACGAAUCAUACGUGUAGCUUAGAGUGUCAUAUAGUCACUAAUGCUCAAGAUGAGUACAGUUCUGGAUCAGAGUGCUUACAAUGUGAAGAAGCCUGCCUCAAACCAAGACCAGAUGGUUGUGACCAUGAGUGUCCAUUACCUUGUCACCCCGGUGAAUGCCCAACUUGUACACUAUUAGUUAAAAGAUGGUGUUUCUGCCGUUUAGUUCUUUUACAUAUCGAAUGCAAUGAACUAACCACAGCUGAUGAUGAAAAAAAAUUGAUACUAUUGUCAUGCAAAGGCCAGUGUCCGAAAACGUUAACGUGUGGACAUAGAUGCGCAGAUGAUUGUCAUCCUGGUGAGUGCCCCAGCUGGACAACUUGCAACAGGAAAAGAACUAUUCGUUGUGCAUGUAAAAGGCUUAAAAAGGUAUCAUGCGUAACCGUAGAUCUAUAA